AUGGACUCGAAGACGCCCGGUAUCACGACGCUCGUCCGCGGCGUACUUCACCUCCCGAAGUCUUCAACUUCGGCAAAGCCUCAGCACCAUCUCCGACACCAGCGCCGAACGUCCGAUACCGAAACGCAAACCUCGCGGCUCGAUCGAAAGGAUCUGAUACGUGCGGCUUCUGGUCUUCAUGGGGAGCAAGUGAGCACCUGGGAUCCGCUGAUAUGCCGGUGGACAGGAGAAACGUGCUCGACGGUGGGCACCGCCUUCGGCUGUCGAAGUCAGCCAUAUACCACGUGCAUCGACACAGGAAGUGCCACGAGCCUGGUAUCUAUGUGUAGGGAUAACUUGCAAGGCGAUAGAGAACUUUGCUGUGUCGAGUCUGACGCGAUUUAUGGACCGAAAUGUUUCGUCUUUGUUCAAAAAGAUGGCGAAUACGCGACGGUCACGAACCACAGAUGCUGGCAAACCGACUUCAGUCAAUGGAACGGCAUGUAUCUCGACACGACCACAGGGAAACCUGGAGAGUCGGCCACAUCGGUUGGGCUGACAUCCAUUUCCCCCGUCUCCUCACUUCAUGUUUUCACGCCAGUGAGGUCUUCCACAGCAGCUACUUCAACGGCAUCAUCGGCAAAAGCAACACAGUCCUCGGGCUCGCCAGUGGGUGCCAUCGUAGGCGGUGCCGUUGGGGGCUUCGCUGUUCUGGCUACGGCGGUCUGUGUCAUCGUUUGGCUCGUGAUCAGAGGAAGGCGACAACAGAAAGUUGAAGAUACAACCCCCGAAAGCCCAGGUGCAGAUCAGUACUUGGUCCAGCCGAGCAUGACAUCGCCAACCACCCCGCGCUAUCUCAGUGGUUAUUACCAGCCGGAAAAGUAUCAGCCUGUAUCCAUGGCCGAUCCGAGUCCGUCGUACGAUAUUCAGAGCCCACCGCCGACGGUCACACAGAGCAGCAAGGCUGGCGACCCAGCGGAGUUGGCUUGA
Messenger RNA from Colletotrichum karsti, 969 nucleotides. RefSeq lists its product as uncharacterized. Bases 1 to 969 code for a protein of 322 amino acids. The transcript has 3 exons. NCBI's taxonomy places the organism in Eukaryota, Fungi, Ascomycota, Sordariomycetes, Glomerellales, Glomerellaceae. The record is from RefSeq and is a predicted model, not a curated record.